CUCUCGGUCUCUGUUUCCGCCCGGACUGCUUUUAUAUGCGCGUGUUUUCUAAUGGAGUAUAACUAGUCUGGAGAGUUCUGCGGGUUUCUCUUAAAAUCGGAUUAAAAUAAACUGUUUAUAUUGAAAAUAUCCGGAUUAUGGGUCGCAGCAGGAGCAGGACACCCCCGCGCCGAGAGAGACGCCGCUCUCGCUCCACGUCUCGGGAACGCCGGCGCCGGGACCGGGAUCGAUCACGUUCCCGAGACCGGGACAGACGGAGGAGCCGCUCACGCUCACCACACCGCCGCAGGUCCAGGUCUCCACGCCGACACCGCUCGUCCUCGCUGUCUCCGGUGAGACAGAAGGACAGACGGGAUGAAGACAGGAAGGAAUCGAAGGAUAAACCUGCGAAGGUGCAUCAGAUAUCAGCUGAGGACAUGCAGGGGAAGACGGAGGAGGAGAUCGAGAUGAUGAAGCUGAUGGGCUUCGGUUCUUUUAACACCACCAAGGGGAGGAAGGUGGAUGGAUCUGUAAAUGCUCACGCCAUCAAUGUGACCCAGAAGAGGAAAUACAGACAGUAUAUGAACAGGAAAGGUGGAUUCAACAGACCGCUGGACUUCAUCGCUUAAUAAAGUCGUAAUCGAGCUUCCUGAGA
This is a messenger RNA of Astyanax mexicanus (Mexican tetra), 634 nucleotides long. RefSeq names its product small nuclear ribonucleoprotein 27 (U4/U6.U5) (gene snrnp27). The transcript is spliced from 6 exons. Gene Ontology annotation, biological process: RNA splicing. The record is from RefSeq and is a predicted model, not a curated record. The coding region runs from base 138 to 608 and encodes 156 amino acids. NCBI's taxonomy places the organism in Eukaryota, Metazoa, Chordata, Actinopteri, Characiformes, Acestrorhamphidae. Gene Ontology annotation, cellular component: precatalytic spliceosome.